GAUUCCAGAGGGGCGACUACCACAUUGAUGUCUGCAUCAAUGACUACCUGGAUGUGUUCUGCCCUCACUACGAAGAUUCAGUUCCGGAAGAUAAGACCGAACGCUAUGUUCUGUACAUGGUGAACUUUGAUGGCUACAGCUCCUGCGAUCACACUUCCAAAGGGUUCAAGAGGUGGGAAUGUAAUCGGCCGCAUUCCCCAAAUGGACCUUUGAAGUUCUCGGAAAAGUUCCAGCUCUUCACGCCCUUCUCUCUAGGAUUUGAGUUCAGGCCAGGCCGGGAAUAUUUCUAUAUCUCUUCUGCAAUCCCAGGUAAUGGAAGGAGAUCCUGUCUAAAGCUUAAGGUCUUUGUGCGACCAGCAAACAGCUGUAUGAAAACUAUAGGUGUUCAUGAUCGUGUUUUCGAUGUUAACGACAAAGUAGAAAAUUCAUUAGAACCAGCAGAUGAUACCGUACAUGAGUCAGCUGAACCAUCCCGUGGUGAGAACGCAGCACAGACACCAAGGAUACCGAGCCGGCUUUUGGCAACUCUAUUGUUCCUCUUGGCAAUGCUUUUGAUAUUAUAGCACAGUAUGCUCCGGUAACCUGUCACAGAAAAUACGAGGGUCUUGGAACAUCAAAGAUCCACCUAACUCAUCAUCCCAGGAAAGGGACUUUAUUGUUUUUGCAGAUGUCAAAUUGUUAUUUUUCCCUUUUCCCUUUUCUUCUCCCUUUAGCCUGAACUCAGCAAAAAUUUGAAGGGGAUAACUAGCUUCAGCACCCACCCCUACCUACCCUUGACUUUCUUAACCCCUCCAUAUAAAUAAAAGGACUCCAAAUGAAAAUGCCAAA
Molecule: messenger RNA, 828 nt
Organism: Neopsephotus bourkii (Bourke's parrot)
Lineage: Eukaryota; Metazoa; Chordata; Aves; Psittaciformes; Psittacidae
Gene: EFNA5
Product: ephrin A5
Exons: 4
Coding region: 117-563 (148 amino acids)
Biological process (GO): axon guidance; ephrin receptor signaling pathway; regulation of cell-cell adhesion
Cellular component (GO): plasma membrane; external side of plasma membrane
Molecular function (GO): ephrin receptor binding
Source: RefSeq, a predicted model, not a curated record